Aureobasidium pullulans EXF-150 is the source of this 1898-nucleotide messenger RNA. RefSeq lists its product as uncharacterized. NCBI's taxonomy places the organism in Eukaryota, Fungi, Ascomycota, Dothideomycetes, Dothideales, Saccotheciaceae. Bases 146 to 1843 code for a protein of 565 amino acids. Gene Ontology annotation, biological process: intra-Golgi vesicle-mediated transport. Gene Ontology annotation, cellular component: trans-Golgi network; TRAPPII protein complex. The transcript is spliced from 3 exons. The record is from RefSeq and is a predicted model, not a curated record.
CCGACUCCUAUUGCUUUGCAUGUGAUGGUCAAGGCCAACAGUAACAUCUACUUUUGUUGAUCUGUUCAAUUCUUGUCGAACCUUCACUUCACGAGUCACUUCAGGAUUGCCGAGAAAUUCACAAUAUCUACAUGGAGAGUGUUCAAUGACAACUUCCACCGGCGCUGCAUCACAGCCAUCGCUGUUCUUCCCCGAUGCUUCCACCCUUGAUCUUCUAAUUCCAGACUCAUCCGACUUUGAUGUCGAAGCAUAUUUGAAGAGCGAUUCACAACUUGUAUCUAGAGAUAAUCUGCUUUUCGAGGAACUGCUACCUGUAUAUGUCAUUCUUCGCAGCUCACUAGCCUCCUUCCAACAAGUGCUACGCGAUGUUGAAAUACACAUAACUGCACAUGCAACUCAGCCCUCGCCACCUCCGCGCCUACAAUCAAAUAGUGCUCCGGCUCCUCCACAACAACCCGUAAAACUAACCUUGGACUCGGUCACAAUCUCACCUGAGAACAAGCCGAUUUUGAUCCAUCUUCCCGAUAAUGACAACAGAUCAUAUGCUGUUUGGAAGAGUACUCUCUACCUUCGAUAUCCACCUCAGAAGCUUCACCGGCCAUCUAUUCAUCUGACCGCAUCAGCAGUCUCGAGGGCUGUCGAAGCACCAGUCAUAUCCAAGAACACAUCUCAAGAUGAAUAUAUGACUAGCGCAUUACCAACUUCCGAGAACCUGCUUCAGUCUCUACAGCACAGCCCACAGACAACUUCGGACCAACCUUGUAUUCCGUCUUCCCGCAUUCACAAAGUAGCCCCUCGAGCAUCCCCUGCCACUCAGGAUGCUCGACCUUUAAGGACGUCUUCGAGGCUCUUCCCUGUUUUCUCAGCACUAGCGGUAAAGGUUCAUAUCACCCCCGAGCAGGUCUCGGACAUGUUGCUAUGCCUGGAUCUGGAAUCUGCACGCCAUACCGGACACGGUGGAGUACAAGUAAUUGAGAUCAAGGCCGAGGGGAACAAUCUCAACGUGCAACCAUUCUCUUCGGACCUGGCUGCUCUCGGUCUUCCCACAACGCUACAGACUGGAGAUAGAAGUACUUUCCUGUACAAACUGGCUCGCGAGAAGGAUGCGACUGGAGCUUUAUCACACCAUCCAUCAAAACCGAGUAAUGUCACCUUCCAAAUUCGGGCUGUCGCACAGAUCAGUGAGACCUGUCGCGCGCAAAUACAGGCCCGCUGGCAUGGGAACGUAAACUUCCCUUCCUCGCAGCCAACCAAAAGGAUGUCGUUACGACCACAAAGUGUGGCUUCGACUCUAGCGCCUCAAGAUCUUGCUUCGUCACGACCACUGAGCAAACGGAUGAGCUCGACCAUAACUCGACCUCUCAGUGGCACAACCCAAAUCGAGUCUGCCGGUGUGACUUUCGCAUUCACUGCACCGGAAAGGGUCAACGAAGGCGAGACUUUCCAUCUCGAUGUAUUCGUCGUGAAUCGCAGCCCAAGGAGGAAGAGGCUUGCGAUUGUGGCUAUCCCAAAGUCUGCCAAAGCGAAUACUGCGCAUCAUACCUUGCGAUUUCCCAACAUUGCUCGCCAGGAUAGUCAUCACACUGCCGAGGCAGUUCUGGAUGAUCGUACGAUAUACAACAUGCAGGAUCAGCGUGAGGCGCAGAUGGCAGAGGUCGUGUGUUUGAAUGCAGAUGUGCGAGUCGGUCCUCUACCCCCGGGAGCUUGUCAUAAUGUACAGUUGGAGUUCUUGACAUUGUCAACCGGCUUGGUAGGCCUUGCUGCGGUUCAUGUGGUGGAUCUAGACACGAGGGAGACCACCCAGAUCACCGAGUUGCCUGAUAUCAUAGUCGCGAAAAAGUAGAGUGUCUAGUUGUAUAGCUAGGGUAUAAAAUGUAUACUGCCUGAUUGAAGAGUAG